AUGAUUCCAUCCAUCCUCGCGCUGGCAGCAGCGGUGCCAGCAGUCCUAGGCUGCGCGCAGCACGACAACUACAAGCCUCUCCCACACUUUGGCAAGCGUCAGAUCACAACCAAUCCCGGCCGAACCGAAACCGACUGGGCGUACGAAGCCUCCUACAACUGGGGACGCAUCAAUGAAACCUACCGCGAAUGCCAGGUCGGCACGCAACAAUCCCCCAUCGCGCUGAGCCUCAAUCAAGGCCUUUCUCAGCGCCACUUUCCCUCGUUCGCCGGCUACUCCAACAGCUCCGGUGAACGGAACGUAACCGGGAACUUCUACAAUUGGGGUUACGGCCCGGCCUUCACGCUGCACCACGAAGAGGACGUUUGGACGACUCUACCCAGCAUGACCUUCGACAACGAGACCGUCUACCUGCGCGGCUGGCACGUCCACGCGCCCGCCGAUCACACUGUCGGCGGUGAUCGGUCCAAGGCAGAACUCCAUUAUGUGCACGUCGAUGAGGAAGGCCACGAGGCCGCCGUGCUGGCCAUCCGUCUCGACCCGGGUAUCUCCUCCUCGCCCUUCUUCGCGCAGCUGCCGUCAAUGAUCGGGUUCAACGAGACCAUGGUCCAGGAGGGUGUGACGAUAAACCCGGCGCUCGCAAUCGACGCCGUGAAUAGCUUCCAGGAGUUCUGGACCUACAAGGGCAGCUUGACGAGCCCGCCUUGCCACGAGGGGAUCCGGUUUUUCGUCGCCAGGAAUAUCCUGUUCACGAGUGUCGAUGAGAUGCAGGCGCUGCUGGGGGCGAGCACGUACAGUGCGCGCGCAGAGCAGGAGGUGUGGCAGCAUGAGAUCAACGUGUAG
This is a messenger RNA of Coniosporium apollinis CBS 100218, 843 nucleotides long. RefSeq lists its product as uncharacterized. The record is from RefSeq and is a predicted model, not a curated record. Gene Ontology annotation, molecular function: zinc ion binding; carbonate dehydratase activity. Bases 1 to 843 code for a protein of 280 amino acids. The transcript is spliced from 2 exons. NCBI's taxonomy places the organism in Eukaryota, Fungi, Ascomycota, Dothideomycetes.